CCGCAGGCAUCGCGGCGGACAGCCCUGCGCUCUGCGCGCCGAGGACCCGGGAGGACCCCAGCGACGGAGGCAGCACAAGGCCCGGCGACGCGGCGGCUUUGGUGGAAGCGGCCCCUGGACUGAUAGCGCGCUGGUCUGUGGAGCCCUCUCAGCCCGCCGCCCUCGCCCUCGCCCUCGCCCUCGCCGCUGGCUGAUCCCGGUGCAGCCGGCGCCAUGUCUGUGAGCGAGAUCUUCGUGGAGCUGCAGGGCUUUCUGGCUGCCGAGCAGGACAUCCGGGAGGAAAUCCGAAAAGUAGUGCAGAGUUUAGAACAAACAGCUCGGGAGAUUUUAACUCUACUGCAAGGGGUCCAUCAGGGUUCUGGGUUUCAGGACAUUCCAAAGAGGUGUUUGAAAGCUCGAGAACAUUUUGGUACUGUGAAAACACAUCUAAUGUCUUUGAAGACCAAGUUCCCUGCUGAACAGUAUUACAGAUUUCACGAGCACUGGCGGUUUGUGCUGCAGCGGCUGGUCUUCUUGGCAGCCUUCGUUGUGUACUUGGAGUCAGAAACACUAGUGACUCGAGAAGCAGUGACAGAGAUUCUUGGCAUUGAGCCAGAUCGGGAGAAAGGAUUUCAUCUGGAUGUAGAAGAUUAUCUCUCAGGAGUUCUAAUUCUUGCUAGUGAACUGUCUCUCUUUCCUUGUACAGUCGAGGCUCUCUGUCAACAGUGUGACUGCUGGAGACUACUCCCGGCCCCUGCACAUCUCCACCUUCAUCAACGAGCUGGAUUCCGGGUUCCGCCUCCUCAACCUGAAAAACGACUCCCUGAGGAAGCGCUACGACGGCCUGAAGUACGAUGUGAAGAAAGUGGAGGAGGUGGUCUAUGACCUCUCCAUCCGAGGCUUCAACAAGGAGACGGCAGCAGCCUGUGGGGAGAAGUAGGAGACUCUGCAGGCCUGGCCUUGCUGACCUCGGUGGCUGCCAGUGAGCCUGAGCGCAGGGCCGCUCACGGUAGUUACGGUGCCCUGUUGCUAAGCACCGCGCUUUAUUUUCUUAGCCAGUGUGUGGUGUGUGUAUCAGAAUUGGAACACUUGUUUGGGGUUAAAGAUCAGCCUUUACAAGACAGGUUUUUUGUUGUUGUUGUUUUAGUGAAUUUGCUCUGUAAUUUAGUUCUGUCAAAAGCGCAAAUGUCAGUCUCUUGGUAAAGUUUACUUCCUGCUUA
This is a messenger RNA of Pipistrellus kuhlii (Kuhl's pipistrelle), 1199 nucleotides long. It is a transcript of the gene TSN, whose product is annotated as translin. Lineage: Eukaryota; Metazoa; Chordata; Mammalia; Chiroptera; Vespertilionidae. Gene Ontology annotation, cellular component: cytoplasm; nucleus. The coding region runs from base 214 to 864 and encodes 216 amino acids. Gene Ontology annotation, biological process: RNA metabolic process. The transcript is spliced from 6 exons. Gene Ontology annotation, molecular function: sequence-specific DNA binding; RNA binding; single-stranded DNA binding. The record is from RefSeq and is a predicted model, not a curated record.